Molecule: messenger RNA, 516 nt
Organism: Anopheles marshallii
Lineage: Eukaryota; Metazoa; Arthropoda; Insecta; Diptera; Culicidae
Exons: 1
Coding region: 1-516 (171 amino acids)
Source: RefSeq, a predicted model, not a curated record
AUGUGCGCGUCUAGCUGUUCUAAUCACCGCACGAGACGAUCGUCACAACAUUGGACAGCACUGUUACGGUUGCUGGCGGUGCUCGCAAGCCUUCCAGCUCCUGGACAUGUGUUGCUUGCCGAGGCUAGCGUAUCCUGCAAUGCCAUUGCACGGUGGCCCGCACUAGAUUAUAAAUCCGACCGCGCAUUCUACCCGCUGAUGGUGUCCUUCUCGCGCUACCCAUUCCACGACGUGUACGAAGCGAAUCCGGGAAUUUUACCAUCGAUCAAACACGCCGUAAUAACGGCCCCCGUUCCUGGUGCUGGUCGGGCGGCAUUGCCCAAGGCACGGAAGAAUUUCUUCUCGCCCGCUGCUGAACAGCAACACCGGAACUGGCGACACCAGGGACAGUUGCGGAUACCGACCAAGAACGUGUGCCAGGGUUUGAUCUAUCUGCCGCAGGAGCUGCACGAAUCCGGUCGUAGGAAAUUCCCGCUGAAGAUGCGCAAACUUCUGAAGUACUGCGGGUUUAUUUAG